Molecule: messenger RNA, 3286 nt
Organism: Onychomys torridus (southern grasshopper mouse)
Lineage: Eukaryota; Metazoa; Chordata; Mammalia; Rodentia; Cricetidae
Gene: Mkks
Product: McKusick-Kaufman syndrome
Exons: 7
Coding region: 1065-2777 (570 amino acids)
Biological process (GO): intracellular transport; developmental process; cilium assembly
Cellular component (GO): cytoplasm; kinociliary basal body; nucleus
Molecular function (GO): ATP binding
Source: RefSeq, a predicted model, not a curated record
CUGACUUCUUCAUUCAUUCCAGAAAUACCUAUCAAGAGAGCAGAAGAUUGCACAUUCUGUCGCCUUCUUGAUGUUGUGAUGGGUGUUUGACCGUUUUCAGUUUCGGUAGUUUGCAAAGUCAGAAUACACCUCGGUGACGGCCGCGGUUCUCGACAGCCGGAGCUUCAAGCCAAUACCGGGAGGGGGCGGGGCCCGCGAGCUGCGCAUGCGCCUUCCUGCUCCCUGGGCAAAGGUGGCGGGACUCCGCAGCGUGUCUGCUGUGCUAGCACGGUUUCUUGGCUUCGGUAGCGGCGACGGCCUGGCCGCGAGGUGCAGCUACUGGUGGGCAGUUGUAUGUACAUGUUUGUGUCCUUGUUGGGAUAUGUGCAGUGAGUGCCGGUGCCCUCAGAGGCCUGAAGGUGUCCAGUCCUCUCGGAACUAGAGUCACAUACAGGUGUACUGAUAUCAACAGACUAUGAGCUUUCAGAACCUCUGGAGAGAAUACAAAGUUCUGAUUGUUAUGGUACCUUUAAUUGGGUUCAUACAUUUGGGGUGGCACGGAAUCAAAAACAGCCCUGUCUUCCAAAUCCCUAAGGACAACACCCCUGAACCAGAUGGUCUGGCACUUGCAAGUCAGCCGAAGAGCCAAACCUAGGAGAGGUAGCAGGCUUGCACUUUGCCGAAAGAAGCAACUUUGAAUCUGAACUUGAUAAUAAAAGAAGAAAUGAGAAACCCCAGUUGGGUUAGAAAGAACUGGCUUCUUGUAGCUGGAGUGACUUUCGUAGGUGUCCAUCUUGGAACAUACUUUAUACAGAGAGCUGCAAAAGAGUCUGUGAAGUCUCAGUCCAGAGACAAACAAAAGAAUAUUGAAGAAUGAAGCAAAAUAAAUACUUGGGAUUAUUAAUGUCAUUAAAUUAAUAUAUACUGGUUUUUGUCUGAAAACAACUUGAUUUUAUAGCUGAUAAUGCUGAAUAUGCAAGCUUUCAUCUAUGAAGAAUAGUUUUUAAUGUAACCUACAACAGUGCAAUAAAUGAAAAACUUGUAAACAAAAUAAAGCUGCCUGUACAAGUUCCACCUGAAGCAGGAUGUCUCGUUUCGAAGCUAAGAAACCAUCGCUGUGUAAAACUGAACCAUUGACAAGUGAGAGAGUCAGGUCCACACUGUCUGUCUUGAAGGGAGUCCUAGCCUCAUGCUAUGGCCCUUCAGGGAGGCUGAAGCAGCUACACAAUGGCUUGGGAGGGUGUGUGUGUGCAACCUCCCAGUCCUCAGCCCUGCUUCGAAACCUUUCAGUCACCCAUCCAGCAUUAAAGGUCCUAACAGCAGCUGUGCAGAAUCAUGUGACCUGCUUCAGUGACUGUGGUUUAUUUACAGCCAUUCUGUGCUGUAACCUGAUUGAAAAUAUUCAGAGAAUAGGCUUGACACCCACGACAGUUAUUAAGUUAAAUAAAUACUUCCUGAGUUUCUGCACUAGUUAUCUCAAGUCUGAAGCCUGUAGCUGUCGAAUCCCAGUUGACUUCAGUAGUACACAUAUCUUCUUUGGCUUGGUACAUAGUAUCUUAACCAGCAAACCUGCCUGUAUGCUUACCAGAAAGGAAACUGAUCACAUCAGUGCUUUGAUCUUGAAAGCUUUUUUACUUACAAUCCCAGAAAGUGCAGAAGACCGAAUCAUUUUAGGGAAAAGUAUAAUUGUUCCCGUAAAGGGCCAAGGAGUUACAGAUUCUACUGUAUUGCCUGGACUGCUCAUUGAAAUGUCAGAAGUUCAAUUAAGGAGAUUAUUACCCACCCAGAAGUCAGGUGCCCCCAAGGUGGCACUCUUCUGUGUAUCUUUAUCUGGAGAUUUUUCUGAUGCUGGAGAAGGAACUAUGGUGGUCCCUUACCAAGUGUCCCUAGAGAAUGCAGUUUUAGAGCAGUUGCUUAAUCUGGGAAGGCAGCUAGUCAGUGACCGUGUAGAUCUUGUCCUGUGCCAAAAAGUUAUACACCCAUCUUUGAAACAGUUCCUCAGCAAGCAUCACAUUAUUGCCAUUGACAGAGUUGGAGUGACUCUGAUGGAACCCCUGAGCAAAGUGACAGGAGCAACGCCUAUUGGUUCCCUAAACACAAUGGCUUCUUCUACUUACGGAAGUGUCAAAGGUGUGUGCUCUGCAAGAUUUGGCUCCAAACAUUUUUUCCAUCUUAUUCCUAAUGAGGCAACUACCUGCAGCUUGCUCCUCUGCAGCAGAAAUGACACUGCCUGGGAGGAGCUGAAGCUCACAUGUCAAACAGCAAUGCAUGCCUUGCAGCUAACAAUCAAGGAACCAUGGGUUUUAUUGGGAGGUGGCUGUACAGAAACACAUUUGGCUGCUUAUAUCAGACACAAGGUUCAUAAUGAGGCAGAAGACAUUGUCAAAGAGGUUGGUUAUUCUCGAGCAGAACUCCAGAUUGUUGCUGAAGCAUUUUGCAGUGCUCUGGAGUCCGUUGCUGGCUCUUUGGAACAUGAUGGUGGUGAAAUCCUCAUUGACAUGAAGUAUGGACACUUUUGGUCGGGUCAAUCAGAUUCUGCUUCUGUUGUUCACUGGCCCGAUAGGCUGUCUCGAUGUGGCUGUGGCUUAUACAACAGCCAGGAAGGACUCAGCUGGUCUUUCCUAAAAAGCACUCAUCAUCCUUUUGCACCACAAACCUGCCUUUCCCAGGCAGCUGUGGGCUCAGCCAGCAACCUGACUGUGGACUGUUUCACUGCCAAGCUUAGUGGCCUACAGGUGGCUGUAGAGACAGCCAAUUUGAUUUUAGAUCUUUCAUAUGUCAUCGAAGAUAAAAACUAACUUAAUAGAAUGGCAUAUUUAUGAAACAAGGCAGUUGAGAUGUCUAAGGAAAAAAUGGUUAUAUUGUUCUUUCCCAAAGGCCUGUUCUGCAUGGGUGGACAGAAGAUUUAUAACAUUAUAGACCUACCUACUUAAGGACGGGUAUGGAUGUUAAAUAGAAAUGUAUAGACUAAUAACUCUUGAUGCCUUUGUGUCAUCACCAUCACCCCACAUUGGGUGUCCUCUCCAUACAUUUAUGUUAGGAAGUUUAUAAACACUAAAGAUAGUAUGUCACCUAAGAAUAUCAGACUUGCUCUUGUACUUUCUUUCCAAGCUGCUCCAAUUAGGGAUGACCCUGAACCUUUCCUGCUGGUAAGAUAGGAGUCUUCAUUUUUUGUCAUAGCCAUUGUUCUUGCAUGUUUAGCUUUUCAUAGAACUUGUUACUUUCUUGAUGAAACAUUGUUGCUCUCAUUUUAAAUAUUAUAAAAAUUUGUUGGGAUGUUUUAAUAAAGUCAUUUGUGUUCCCUAAA